AAUUUAUACUCGCGUGUUCGAGUCAGUUCAAAUUUCUGGACUGAGAGUUUCCAAUAUUUUGUACAUUAUCUACAAAUGUUUUAUUCCGUGUCCAUAGCGUGACCGUAAACAGUGAUAAAAUAUACUCUAUGCGGUACUAUUCUCGAAGUAUUUAAUUUUUAAAAUGUACAAUAAUGUUUUACGAAGUAGCAUCGCUGUCGCAAACAAAUUUUGUUCAAAUGUGGUUGCUUAUCCAGUACAAUAUAAAUCGUUAAAUUCAAAAUUUAAAAUCUUUCAUCUAACGUAUUAUGUUAAACAUUGUGUGGCGAUAACACGUUGUUAUUGUGAUGAAAGAAAUCUUAGUAGAUCUCACCAAACAACUUUAGAAUAUAAUAAAAAAUAUGAAGAAAAACUUCAGGAACUACUUAAAGAACCAUCGAAUGAACACUUUUAUAAAAAGUUUCUACUAGAAUUAGAAGUUUUAAAACAUGAAUCCGGCAGAGUACCAGAAACCCUGAAGGCUAAGGACUGGCUAAUGUUACUUGCGGCACCUAGUAGAUCACAAAGAAGGUCAUAUAUUGAAUAUCUUUGGAAAAUUGAAAGAAAAAAUGAAAAUCGACAGGCAAAAAAGCUAAGGUUACAAGAAGAAAUAGAACAAAAACCACAGACUAGUCCAGAAGAAUCUGAUCAUAUAUUCUAUGGACUUCAGAACAAUUCAAUGUUUAUGCGUAUAUAUGAUACAACAAUAGCACAUUAUUACAAUCAUAAAUUAAUAACUGCUAUGUUAUUUGCACCAAAAAUAGUAUUCGAUCUCGAGUAUGAGAAUAUUAUGUCAGCAUAUGAAACUCAAAAUUGUGCAAAACAAUUGAAACUUUCAUUUGCAGCAAACAGAAUACACAAUGAUCCCUUUAAUGUUUAUUUUUGUAAUGCUAAUCCAUCUGGUUUACUUAUGCAAUCAAUUCACCAAGGAAUACCUACUGUAUAUGAUCCAGAGUUUCCAUUAAAUAUCACUUCAAAAUCCUAUUUAGAAUUAUUUGAUAAAAGUAAAUUAGUAUAUCUAUCUCCAAAUAGUACAGAAGUUUUGGAAAAAUUUGACCAUGAUAUGAUAUACAUAAUAGGUGCAUUCGUAGACAAGAUGAAACCUCAGCCAGUCUCAUUUGCAAAAGCUAAAAAAGAAGGUAUCAAAACGGUUAGACUUCCUUUAGCUGAAUAUUUACCAUGGGGAUCCGGAUCUGCAAAGAAUCUUCCCCUUAACCAUGUUCUUAGUAUCUUAUUAGAUUUGAAAGAAGAUAAUAAUUGGGAAAGAGCUCUUAAACAUAUUCCUUCAAGGAAAUUACAAAGUGCAAGAAUAAAAUCGUUAGAACACAAUAUAACAAAGAGAAAUAAAAUGAUAGAAUUAUUGACGCAUGGAAAAUAACUGUUUUGUUAGUAAUAAAAUUUAUAAUUUUAAAGUUAAAUAAAUUGUUUAAUACAAACUA
Hylaeus volcanicus is the source of this 1457-nucleotide messenger RNA. RefSeq names its product mitochondrial ribonuclease P protein 1 homolog (gene rswl). The record is from RefSeq and is a predicted model, not a curated record. Gene Ontology annotation, biological process: positive regulation of mitochondrial translation; mitochondrial tRNA 5'-end processing. Gene Ontology annotation, molecular function: tRNA binding. Bases 164 to 1396 code for a protein of 410 amino acids. Gene Ontology annotation, cellular component: nucleus; nucleoplasm; mitochondrion. The transcript has 3 exons. NCBI's taxonomy places the organism in Eukaryota, Metazoa, Arthropoda, Insecta, Hymenoptera, Colletidae.